GAUGGGGGUAAAUUUGUAAAUAAGCUUCUCUCAAUGUCUGUACUCGUCUUCUUCUCUUCACCGUCUCUCGACGACGGUUGCACUUAAGAUUAUCCGUUAAACCUCUCUGCUUCACAUCUCUCCCUCUCUUCCGCUCGUUAUACGAGAAGAACCCAUUCUCGAGAAAGCUAAUAGCUUCAAACGAUUCUAUCGAAAGAUCUCGAUCAGAUUCUUAUUUUCCCCUCUCCUGCGCAAACCCUAGGGAAGUCAAAGGAUGCGAUGAUGAAGUUUGAUCUCACUCUUCAAUCUUGAUCUUGUGGAACAGGUUUUGUAGGAAGAGGAAAAAUGUCGAGGCCGAUCAUGCUUGUGUUUCUACUGGUUAUACUUAUAGUCACAUCUCAGUUUGAAUGGAGGCAACCGCUGCUUGAGCUUGAUGCUGCUCCUAGCUUGUCUCAGAAACAUCAGCAGAUUGCAAAGAGGGAAGAUGCUGUCAAAGAGAAGAUCAUCUUGUCACAGGAGAGGCAUAUCCAGAGGCUAAAUGAGCUUGUACGAACUCUUCAAAUGCAGUUGCUGCGUUGCAAAGGACAAGAGAACGAGACUCGAAACGCCACUGAAACCUCCCGUCUCAGCAAACAGUUCAUUGAGCUCGAGAGGAAACACAUUGUGGAGGACUAGUUUUCAUCCGUUACAACAACUCUAAUAAAUAACAUGAACUGUACACGUAAAAACUGUAGGGAGAAAUUCUGAAAAAUUCUCUUUUAAAAUUCCAAACUCCAAACUGUUGUAUUUUAUUUCUAUUGUUUGUUAAAAUCUUGCUGAUGAUUUGAUUA
Molecule: messenger RNA, 809 nt
Organism: Brassica napus (rape)
Lineage: Eukaryota; Viridiplantae; Streptophyta; Magnoliopsida; Brassicales; Brassicaceae
Exons: 3
Coding region: 325-654 (109 amino acids)
Source: RefSeq, a predicted model, not a curated record